AUGAGAGCCCUUGGCCAUUGUCCCCUCUGCUGUCCCUGUGGGGCUGGGGGUCUCUGUGCCCCCCAUCCUGCACCUGGGUGUCCUGGGGGGGACAGAGAUGCCAGAAUUUGGGAUUGGAGGUGGGGGACAGCCCUGGAGAGGAGCCUGUGGGAUGUGAGGGUGUGGGGAAGUGCAGAAGGUGGGGAGGAAGAGGGAGGAGCAGGAGUUGGAGCAGGGCAGGGAGCAGGGAGGGACCUGAGGGGACUCUGGGUGACCAGAGAGGAGCUCCAGGUGACCAGAGAGGCUCCAGGUGACCAGAGGGGGGCUCCAGGUGACCAGAGAGGAGUCCAGGUGACCAGAAAGGGGCUCCAGGUGACCAGAGUGGGGCUCCAGGUGACCAGAAAGGGGCUCCAGGUGACCAGAGAGGCUCCAGGUGACCAGAGAAGAGUCCAGGUGACCAGAGAGGGGCUCCAGGUGACCAGGGAAGGGCUCCAGGUGACCAGAGAGGCUCCAGGUGACCAGAAAGGGGCUCCAGGUGACCAGAGGGGCUCCAGGUGUUAUCCAGGUGACCAGAAAGGGGCUCCAGGUGACCAGAGAGGAGUCCAGGUGACCAGAGGGGGGCUCCAGGUGACCAGAGGAGCUCCAGGUGACCAGAGAGGAGUCCAGGUGACCAGAGGGGCUGCAGGUGUUAUCCAGGUGACCAGAGGGGCUCCAGGUGUUAUCCAGGUGACCAGAGGGGCUCCAGGUGACCAGAGGGGCUCCAGAUGUUAUCCAGGUGACCAGAGGGGCUCCAGGUGUUAUCCAGGUGACCAGAGGGGCUGCAGGUGCUCACCUGGAGAAGAGAAGGCUCCAGUGGCUCUGAGCUGCAGCUCUGGGGAUGCUCACAGGAGGCCUUGGCACCCUUUGUGUGCUGCCACCAGUGCCUGGAACGAGGACUGUCCCCAGCAGGGGACCUGGGCUGUGGGACAGCCACGGAUCUGUGCCCUCCAGAGGGGCUGGGGCUGCUCCAGGGCAGCAAAUCCACGGGAAAUUGGGAUUCUUGUGGCUUUAGGGUGUCCUGGCCACUGCCCAGCACGAGAUGUCUCCCCUGGCUGUGAGUAAACAGUUGUGGAUUAUAAUUACUUUUUUUUUUUUAAUAUUUUUUGGGAGUUUUGUUUGUUUUUCUUGUUUUUUUUUUUUUUUUUUUUUUUUUUUUAAUGCACUGUGCUCUGAUUAAAAAAUUUUACUACUGUUUUAUAAAUAAAUGUAUAAAAGAAUGAACUGGAAUGGAA
This is a messenger RNA of Oenanthe melanoleuca, 1250 nucleotides long. RefSeq lists its product as uncharacterized. NCBI's taxonomy places the organism in Eukaryota, Metazoa, Chordata, Aves, Passeriformes, Muscicapidae. The coding region runs from base 1 to 1080 and encodes 359 amino acids. The transcript has 4 exons. The record is from RefSeq and is a predicted model, not a curated record.